This is a messenger RNA of Purpureocillium takamizusanense, 1041 nucleotides long. RefSeq lists its product as uncharacterized. NCBI's taxonomy places the organism in Eukaryota, Fungi, Ascomycota, Sordariomycetes, Hypocreales, Ophiocordycipitaceae. The transcript has 2 exons. Gene Ontology annotation, molecular function: oxidoreductase activity. The coding region runs from base 136 to 1041 and encodes 301 amino acids. The record is from RefSeq and is a predicted model, not a curated record.
CAUUCACAGUCUACGAACAUGAAGUAAAUCUGGUCCAACGCGAUUACUCUCAUCUUCAACUUUACCUUGUUGAUCGAAAGACAGAACCCAAGUUCAUAAUUUGUUCUUCAUUAUUCAGCACAUUGAACCGUCAUCAUGGGCUCCAUUCGCAACGUUGCCAUCGCAGGGGCCUCCGGAGACUUGGGCGCUCCGAUUCUCAAAGAAAUCAUAGAGUCCAACCUAUUCAACGUGACAGUUCUCACCCGAUCCUCCUCCAACGCCGAGUUCCCCCCGUCGGUCAGGGUCCUCCGCGUCGACUACUCCUCCAUUCCCGACCUAACCACCGCCCUCGCCGGCCAGGACGCCGUCGUCUCGGCCCUAACCACCGCCGCCAUGGACCUCCAGCUCGGCCUCAUCGAGGCCUCCAUCGCCGCCGGCGUCAAGCGCUUCAUCCCCUCCGAGUUCGGCUCCGACUGCGGCAACCCAAACGCCUCCCAGCUGCCCGUCUACCGGUCCAAAAUCGCCAUCCACGAGGCCCUGCGGGAGCACGCGCGGGCCCAUCCCGACUCCUUCACGUACACGCUGGUCCGCAACGGCGUGUUCCUCGACUGGGCCAUGAGGCGUAACUUGAUCUUCGACUUCGCGUCCGAGAAGCCGGCGUUUUACGACGGCGGCGAUAGGCCGUUUAGCGCGACGACGCUGGCGUCGGUCGGGCGGGCCGUCGUGGGCGUCCUGCGGCACGUCGACGAGACGCGCAACCGCGUCAUCUUUGUGCACGAUAUGGUUGUCACGCAGCGCAAGAUACUGGCCGUAGCGCGAGCCAUCGCUCCGCACAGGAGGUGGGAUCCGGUGACGGUCAAGACGACGGACUCGGAGGCCGCGUCGCGCAAGAAGUACGACAACGGCGAGUUUGACAUGAUGUCGUCCAUGGGGUUCCUCAUGCGGGCCGUUUUCGGGGAGGGAUAUGGCGGUGAGUUUAAGCAUGUCGACAAUGAGCUGCUGGGCGUCGCAGGCAAGACCGACGCCGAGCUGGAGGGCCUGGUGCGAGAUGCGCUGGCUUGA